This is a messenger RNA of Linum trigynum, 3165 nucleotides long. The record is from the annotation of a GenBank genome assembly. Lineage: Eukaryota; Viridiplantae; Streptophyta; Magnoliopsida; Malpighiales; Linaceae.
UCUCUUCCGUGGAUUAGUCCUGAUCUUCAGUGAUACUGAUAAACUGAUAUUUGCACAUAUUUUGCCCACUUUUCUAAUACCAUUUGAGAGUCUAUUCUCGUGUUUUAACCCGAUUUCACGCUACGUUGUGCUUUUAUAUCUUAUUUCAAGACCUUGAGUGGAAUGGGAGGCUUGGGAGUGAGUUUCGGGUCGAAAAGUGGAUAGCUAACGCACGGAGGAGCGGGAAGGCAAAAUAUCCUGUCAGGUCACUCAACUAUCCGACCGGGUAUAUGCGGUUGGAGGCCAAUAUUUCCCCACAGGCCAACAGGCGGCCCCACCGGUCAGGAACCAUAUAUACCCGACCGGGUAUUUUACCUAGAGGUUGAGUAUUUCUCUUGUGAUGAGAAGGCCGAAGCACACCAUUUCAGAUAAUACGCGGUCGAACUCAGGAAUACCCGACCUGGUACGCCCAAGUCGGGGUGUUACAAGCAGAGUGCGGGUUUUGGUCUCUCAUCUGAGUUUUAGAGCAGAAAACAAUGAGUUAGAGAGGGAAAGUGACGAACUCAUCCUCCAAGGUGACCUAGAUCGAGUUUUGACACCAUUGGAGCUUGAUUAAAGCAUGGAGACGUACCGAUUGACAACCAGAAGCUGAAUUCCAUCCUCUACAAGAUUAUUUCUGCAUUUGAUUCUGAUUUCCUCUCUCUCUCUCUCUCUCUGUCUCCAUAUAUAUAUAUAUAGUUUAAACUCCCUCUCUCGCUUGGGAAGGAAGAACCCUAGAGCUGUAUGUUACGUUUGAUUGUAUGAAGCCAAGUACAUGACAUUUUGAUAUUGAUUAUAUUCAAUUGAGACAUAAUUUCAGAAUUGCAUGAGUCUUGAUCACAUUCUUGGUACAUUAUAAUUCGGCUUAACUGUAAUCUAGGGGGAACCAUAUCCGGGUGACCACUCUCGAACUUGAAUCAGAACUUUGCUGCUUUGUGUUUUCUUAGAUUAGAUACAACUUCACUACGUUCAAGCUGCAGAAUAACAAGAACUUCCUGGAGUAGUCAUCGCAUCUAGGACCCGGGUUGACAAUUAAAGCUAAACGCGCUAUACUAUGCAUUAGUUGUGGUUACACUUGGCCACUUUCUAGUGUGAUGGUAUUGGCGAGUCAGAUACUACGUUAAAUAUUGUGUGUUCACUUUGAUUUGGUUCUUAGUUUCUAAAAUGGUACCAGAGCCUCCGCCCUAAGGGUUUGUGUUCUCGAUAGUUAGGUGGCGACAGCUCGUGUGGGCUAGUUUGUUUGUCAGCUCGAUUCUUCGUUCCUUUCAUGGGUUGUGCAGUUUUUCAAUUUUUUUGUGGUUAUCUGUCGUCGUAAGGGGUUUGUCGAUUGGAGGUGGCACUUGUUGGUUCUUCUAGGUUUUCUCUGUUCUUGGGGCCGAUUUUUUUCUUGUGCGCCUAAGGGUUCUUUAACUUGGUUUUCUUGGCGCCAGUUUUGUUCGUGUUCGUCUACGGAUUAUGGAUUUUUUGAAGAUGGAUGUUGUGACGAUUAAGUUUGAUGGUAGGAACUUUGAAAUUUAGGAGUUCCAAUUUCGAAAUUUUGCUACUGGGUGGCGCUACUUUAUGUUUUGAUGGGCGAGACUAAGGUCCCGCAGGCUGGCGCACCGGCCAAGGAUGUUGAGGACUGGGUCGCUUCUAAUGCUCAACUCGUGAUGGGUAUCUUGGCCUUUGUUGAUAUACCUAUGGCGCUCUCCCUUCGUCGCUUUGGUAGUGCUCAUGAGAUGUGGAAUUAUCUCCACACUACAUAUUCUCAAAACACUGCCUCUCGUCAGUUUGAUUUGGAGGGCGAGAUUUCUUGCCUAGCUUAGGGUGAUCGCUAUGUUCAGAGCUACUAUUAGGCGUCGCUUCACCUAUGGAUGGAGUAUGAUCUCCUCACAACCUCCCUCAUUUAUAUUGCUGCCUUAGGGGAUUUUCUUGUUGAGCCCACGCGUACUCGUGUUCUCUAGUUUCUGGCCAAGCUUCCCUUUGUCUCGUGUUCACACGCGUACUCAUGUUCUCCAUUUUGUGAGCCCUUCUGGGCAUCUUUGAUUCAUCGUCACAUUACUCACAUUAAUGAUGUUGUGGUUGAACUCAGGCGGGAGGAGACUCAUCAGAAGAGUUAGUCCCAAAUUGAUGGUACUCAUUCCCUUGGAGAGACUGCCUUAGUUGUAGGUCAGCCUGCUGCGGCAUCCCGUCCUCAUUUUGCUUCCUCGACUCCUAGUGGGGUAAGUUGCCACUUCUGCUAUGAACCUGGCCAUGUGGUUAUUUAUUGUCUGCAAGAAUUAUUUUUGCAAUUAUUGUAAACGCUCUGUUACAAUGUUUCCCAGUGCCCUACUCUAAGCCGAAGAGGUAAGUUGCGUCGUGCUCCCACUGGCGGUUCAUCAUCCCAGAAUGUUGUUGGCUACCCGCUUACUUUGGGUGGCUGGGAGGGAUCCUAAUCUUCGACCUCUCAUAUCACUCCCGAUCAGGUUCGCCACAUGGUUCAAGACGCUCUUAGUGAGGCACUCUCAUUCGCCUUUACGACUGGCCCCCUGCUGGUAAGUCCCUUCGAUGGUUAGUUGACUCUGCAGCGUUUAAUCACAUGUCUUCUCACCAUCCUAUCAUUAAGAACUUGGAUCCUGUUUCACCUAUGCGUCUUCAAGUGGCUAAUGGAGCCACGAUACUAGUACAUGGUUUAGGUUUAGCUUGCACUACCUCGGUCUCCCUUCCCAACACUCUCUGUCUUCCUUAGUUACUUUCGAACUUAGUUUUUGUGGGUCCACUGACGGAUGAUGGUUUUACUGUUCUAUUUGAUUCGGUUGGUUGUGUCGUGCAGGAUCAGGUGACGGGGAGGGUGAUCGGGAAGGAAAGUAAGGUCAGUUGUACCUUUGUGCUUUAUGAGCUCCGCGGGAAGGACAUAACGGGUGCAUGCAUGGCACUGGGAGCAACCUUGGGACAUCGAGAUCAGGUGGUUCAGGGUUCUCAUCAAGUAGAUGUGGGACAUGGGCAACCGAGAGAAGGAAAUAAUGAGAUAAUUAGUGGUUUGCGUACUGUUACUGGCCCGGAUAUUUUAGAUGGGAAUUCUUUAUCUUUGUGGAAUUUGUGGCAUAAUCGUUUGGGUCAUCCUCAUUUGGGUGGAUUGAAGGGUAUGUUUAAGUAUAAUUUGUUACCUAAUAAAUAGGAUUUAUUGAA